This is a messenger RNA of Prunus persica (peach), 2068 nucleotides long. RefSeq names its product cytochrome P450 89A2. The record is from RefSeq and is a predicted model, not a curated record. The coding region runs from base 349 to 1920 and encodes 523 amino acids. Gene Ontology annotation, molecular function: iron ion binding; oxidoreductase activity, acting on paired donors, with incorporation or reduction of molecular oxygen, NAD(P)H as one donor, and incorporation of one atom of oxygen; heme binding. Gene Ontology annotation, cellular component: membrane. Lineage: Eukaryota; Viridiplantae; Streptophyta; Magnoliopsida; Rosales; Rosaceae. The transcript has a single exon.
AUAUGAUAAAUGUAGCAUUACUUUUAUCCAAUCUUAUAGUGUGCACCACACGUGUAGAUAGUUCCAUAGAAAUCAAGUCAACAUCAAUAUGCGUCAGCAAUUACAUCACUUAAUAUAUUUUAAUAAAUUUAAGUUUUAGUUAUAAAAAAAUUUUCACUUUUCAAAAAAACCAAAACUUUUUCAAAAAAAACAAAAAAACCUCUCAACUUUCAAAUAAAAAAAAAUGCAAAGUCUCCCUAAUAUUUUCAUGCUCUCAACGCUUCUUUAUGUAGUCCUUAACUUUAUUGUUAAGCUUUCAUUUCAUUUCAUUUGUGUUUUGUCUCAUUACUCGCUAGUCAGUUUCUCACCAUGGAAACCUGGUUCCUUAUCCUCGCCGCACUCUGCAUCUCUUUUCUCCUCAAACCCCUUCUCAGUCUCUUCAUCCCCUCCAUUUCCAAACCCACCGAUCAACCCAAACUCCCUCCUGGGCCCACCCCCAUCCCGGUCAUCGGCCGGUUGUUAUGGCUCCGAAGAUCCUUCUCCGAAAUCGAGCCCAUCCUCCGAAACCUCAGGGCCCAAUACGGGCCCAUCAUCACUCUCCGCAUCGGCUCCCGCCCCGCCGUCUUCAUCGCCAACCGCUCCCUCGCCCACCAGGCCCUCAUCCAGAACGGCGCUGUCUUCGCCGACCGCCCGCCCGCUUUACCCACCAACAAGAUCGUCAGCAGCAACCAACACAACAUCAGCUCCGCCGUCUACGGCCCCACGUGGCGCCUUCUCCGCCGCAACCUCACCUCCGAGAUCCUCCACCCUUCCCGCGUCAAAUCCUACGGCGAGGCCCGUAAAUGGGUUCUGGAUAUUCUCAUCAACCGUCUCGGAUCCGAGUCUCAAUCGCAGUCCAAAGGCAUCAGAGUGGUCGACCAUUUUCAGUACGCCAUGUUUUGCUUGCUGGUUUUGAUGUGCUUUGGGGACAAGUUGAACGAAGAGCAGAUCAAAGAAAUCGAGGGCGUUCAGCGCCGCUUGCUAUUGAGCUUUGGGCGAUUCAACAUCCUCAACUUUUGGCCCAAAUUGACAAAAAUUCUGUUGAAAAAUCGCUGGAACGCGCUAUUUCAGCUCCGUAAGGAACAAGAAGACGUGCUCAUUCCUCUGAUUCGAGCACGACAGAAAGCGAAGAAUGAAAAGCUGAGUAGGAAGGACGACGACAAAGAUGAUGACUUUGUGUUGGCGUACGUUGAUACGUUGUGGGAUCUCCAGAUUUCUGAUGAGAAGGAAAAGAGGAAGCUCUCUGAAGGUGAAAUAGUGAGUCUCUGUUCGGAGUUUCUCAACGCGGGUACUGAUACUACUUCGACUGCGUUGCAGUGGAUCAUGGCCAACAUAGUCAAGUUCCCACAAGUCCAAGACAAGCUCUUUGCAGAGAUUAAAGGGGUGGUGGCAGAAACAGAGGAAGAGGUGAAAGAGGAGGUCUUGCACAAGUUGCCGUAUCUGAAAGCUGUAAUCUUGGAGGGUUUGAGGCGUCACCCGCCGGGGCACUUUGUGCUGCCACACGCCGUGACCCAGGACGUCGUUUUGGAUGGUCAUGUGGUGCCCAAGAACGGUAGUGUCAAUUUCAUGGUGGCUGAUAUGGGGUUGGACCCAGAGGUGUGGGAGGACCCCAUGGCAUUCAAGCCUGAGAGGUUCUUGAGUGGUGGUGAAUGUGGAGGAGCAGAAGGGUUCGAUUUAACAGGGAGCAGAGAGAUUAAGAUGAUGCCGUUUGGGGUGGGGAGGAGAAUUUGUCCUGGCUCUGGUUUGGCAGUGCUUCAUCUGGAGUAUUUCGUGGCCAAUUUGGUCUGGAAAUUUGAGUGGAGAGCUGUGGAGGGAGAUGAUGUUGACCUGUCGGAGAAGCAAGAGUUCACUGUGGUCAUGAAGAAUCCAUUGCAGGCCCAUUUAUCCCCAAGAGUGAAAUAAGUGAGAGAAGGUUUGUUUUGGUCGAUUGUGUGUAAUUAAGGACUUGUUAGGGACUCUUGAAAGUGUUUACCACAUAAAAAAAAAAUCUAUGUGUUCUUACUUAUGCGACUCAGAAAUCACAAUUUGAUCCAUUUCUCGUUGUGUGAAA